Messenger RNA from Stylophora pistillata, 1858 nucleotides. RefSeq lists its product as uncharacterized. NCBI's taxonomy places the organism in Eukaryota, Metazoa, Cnidaria, Anthozoa, Scleractinia, Pocilloporidae. The record is from RefSeq and is a predicted model, not a curated record.
UAUAUCGCCAUGGGUAUUACUGAAAGCAAGAUUCAUAGACAAUUUUUCUCUCUUUGUCCAAUGUUGUGUUGUUCUUUGUAAGAGAGGAAAGAUUAUUCAACAUUUUCGAUAUCAAGAGAGGAGGUUUGCACAAAAUCAGGCAAUAUAAAGGAGAUCUGGUCUUCCAGUAGAAUCAUGAUACGCGACGACAGGAGCUCAGGCAGUGUUCCCACGUCCGUAUGCAAACUUCGAUCUUUACCCAGGCUAUUUUGAGUGGUGAACGGAAGUUCAGGGAAGUGCGCUGCGGAGAUGAAUUGAUUGACAUAAGGAUUUUCGAGUUGUUCACUCUUGAACGCCGUCCACCCCUUUGAGACAAGAGAAGCGAGUGGGCAUGAGCUCAAAUCGAAAGCUAGCCCUGGUGGCUGUUCUCACAGUAUUGUUGGUGUAUAGCAUCGGCUACGCUGUUGUUCCACUCAUUCCCAAGUUGAAAUUUGUUCCGAUAGAAGAAGAACUCUUGGCGGUACGCAAUGAUUCAAAGUCUUCUUGCCUCCGAGAUGCAUUUUCGGACAUUGUACUUGUAAUUGUUUACCACUUUCCUCUCUACUCCAGUAUUCCAACUCUCACUGCAUUGUACAAGAAUGCAUUUCCAACGAUCAUGUAUUGCGGACCGCAGAAGAAUAAAAGCAACCUUGUUGAGGCUCUUGACGUUAACAAAGGAUACUUUGCCUACAUGUGCAUGUCACGUGCCAUGGAGAAAUAUCCGGGAUACGCUGGUUAUUUACAAAUCAGCGAUGACGUAUUGUUAAACUACUGGAAUCUGGUGGGAGUCAACCGAGACAAAAUCAGAGUAUACCCUAGGUAUCCAAUAGGGAUCAAGGGUUGGUAUUGGUGGAAUUCAAGGUGGGGAUGGAAAACUUGUCGCAAGGCUUACAAUGAAAUCUGGAGUUUGCGCAAGAGAGACCGUUCCUCAGACCCGUUACGGGUCAUAAACGGGUCCGUCGAUCUAUUAAAAAGGAGUAAAAACUGGUCUCUCCUUUGCGAUCGAGGACGCUCAGACAUAUUUUACAUUCCCGGUAAAUUUGCAGAUGCAUAUCAAAACCUGUCCCAUAUUUUUCACAAGCAUCAAACAUUUCUAGAAAUUGCAGUUCCUACGAUGUGUCGAAUCCUUGACAAGGUGGAAAAUUUUCAGUAUAUCCGUGGAGUUUAUCUCCCAGGGAAGUCAGCGGACGGGCAGUCUGAACUCUUCUGGAAAAAAUAUGACAAGACCCGCUUGGUGUUUAUUCAUCCUUUUAAACUUAGUUUUAAACAUGAUGGAGCCUUGAAUAAGGAAUUAAUUAGAAACUGGAUCCUAGAGUAUAGUGACAAUUUGAGUAAAUGUUAAAGAAAAGUAAUGACAGGAGCCUUGUGGUAGCUGGAAUGCAGCUUGGCUCCUCGGGGGAAUCUUGUGAAUAAUAACGAAAAAUUAAAAGAUUGCUACCAUUUCGAUAGCCUUAAAGCCUUAUAGAGGAUGAUAAGGAUACAUUUUAUUGGGUCUGCCAGUGUAUAAUGUGCAAAUAAAAAUAAUAAUUUCACUUAUUCGUUGCGGAAAAGUAUCAUACGUUCUUGAAGAUUAAUUUCGUAUCCCGUCGUCAGGUACAUUCAUGCAACAUUGUCUAUGAAAAAGUUUUUAGCUAGUAAAAGAAGAACUGUGAACAUUAUCCUUGUCUCAACCGGAAGCCAUGGCUAGUGAUGUUCCCAAAGGGCUGGUGUAGGCUUUGGUAGAUUGUGCUGGCAUGAUGUCAAGCAAAAUUCAGCAAAACGAGCGUUAUUUUCAGCUUUUAUUUCAGUUUAGCACUGCUGGCAUAAUCCGAGCUUUUAUGCGUUGAAAACAAAAAAAAAC